CGAGCAACGAUUUGUGAGGGGUGGCCGGGGGCUGCCCUGUGGGACUGUUGGAUCGGCAACACGGCACGAGCCAUUUGCAGAAGCAAUUGUUUGUUUGUCCCUGUUAGUACCAUCGCGCAUCCGAUAGAUUUCGGUGCCAAUCGUGGCAUUUUGGCCAUUGACGAAAAGAAAGUUCAGUGACGCGUUGGUGACGAGAUGCAGGGCCUUUAAUAGUGGUUGGCAUUUUCCGUCGUAUUUUCCGUUCACCGCCUUUGCCACGACCACGGUCGCCUGCCUAUCUGUUGCACAAAGCAGAGAAGAUCAAGUGUGCUGUACAAGUGGUGGUCAGUUAGUCUAUUUUUGGCGGAGAUUUCAAUGGCUUGGUUAGAGCAGAAGAGACGAGCAACAAGAUAAACGAGAGCGUGGCACACCGGAGCGGCGGCGGAUUGUGGUUGGCGAAUCAGCAGCGGGGUCAAGCAUUUGCUCCUACCGGCCCACUUUCCCCACCCAACAAGCAGUACCACGAUGGGGGUCAUUUUGUCCAGAUUUCGGAAAGAGAAAAGCACUUUCCAGAAAUUGGAAGAAUUGGAGGAAAAAAUCAAGAGUCUCGAAGCGUACACAAUCAGCACCCAGGAGCGGCGGAAACGCUUCGUUGGCCGAUUUUUAGUCACAUCGAUCGUGCUGUACAUCGUCGGGUCGUUGAUAUUUUACUUCGUCUUCUUCCCGCCAACGUGGAAUGAACGGAUCGUCUAUUCCGUCCCACUACUCAUUUGUCCUAUACUCAUCUUCGUCCUAAAACGGGUACUAGCAUGGCACUACGAACGCAAGUUACGCUUAAACGCGAACAAACUGAAGGAUCUUCGGGCGGACAAAAAGAAGAUCCUAGAGAACGUGAUGGAAAAGGAGACGUACAAGGUGGCGGUUGAGAUUUUGGACAAAUUCGGCGAAAAAUCGCAUCGCAUUCAAACGCAAGCAUUCGCCGCUUCGCUGACGCCUCAGCGUGGCCCUAAGCCGAUGCCCGUGGGACAGCCUGCGGCAGCCGCACGAAUGCCGACCCCGGUCAUGCCCCAAAGGCAAAUAUCUCCUCCCUCGGUGGCGGUUCGACCGGCAACACCGGUGACACCGCAGAUGCGCCCCAGCGGUCCAAUGCAUCACACACCGCAAACGGCACCGGGCAUGAUGAUAAGGGCCCCGCCGUCCCAUCUGCAGCAAAGCCCUAUGUAUGGUGCGCGUGGUAGUAUGCCGUACCGAAGGACGCCGUUCCCCAUCAUCAACCAGAACGAGAAGGGCGUGCUGGAGAAGAUGGUGGACUAUUUGGUGGGCGAUGGACCGACGAAUCGGUUUGCUAUGAUUUGCAGCGAAUGUUGCAUGCACAACGGCAUGGUUCUGAAGGAAGAGUAUGAGUACACUGCUUUCCGGUGUGCUUUUUGUAAUGCAUUGAAUCCGGCGAAAAAGCAGCGUCCCGUCGCUCCCCGGCUCCCAUACGAACAGGAGCAGCUUGACAGACUUUCGCAAAAGCCUGACACAAGCUCUGAAUCGGAAGCAGAAGAAGGAGAUGAUCGCUCCUCCGGUUCGUCGCAAUCGGGCGAACCACGGAGCCCGGGUGUCGGUGAGGAAGAGCCAUUUGAACCAGAAGAGCAAGUAAAGCAAGAAGAAAUGCGAAACCUAGCAACUAGUGAAACGGAAAGCUCAGCCGAUGCCGGUGAAGCAAGCGGCGAAAAGCUGCUCCCAACGGAUGGAGAGCCAGCGGAGAGCAGUACACCCGACAGCACCGAAGUGCCAAGCAGACCGGAGACCGUCGGGUCGAAAAAAGUGGACUGAAUUUAUUAUUUUACUCUGAACAUAUUGUUGGUUUUUGUGUUGUUGCCACGUAAGGAGGGAUGUGGAGAUGACGUGUUUUGCCCUGUUAAACUUUUUAUCUAACUCUUUUUUCUAAAUAUCGACUGCCGCUAUGCACACCGACACAAACACACUCCUGAACGCCUCGAAAAAGGAUCCUAGUACUGUGGACAACGAUUGCAUGCUGCAGUCCGCUGAAAACGGCACUUUUCCCCCCAUCUUGUUCCCAUUAGUGUUCACAGUUGUGUAAAUUUGUGCAUUUAGGGAAAGGCCACACACCACCAAGCACGGAAUAGCUUCACUAGUCAAUCUACACUCACACAUUUAAUAUCUUAGGUAACCAAUUUUUCUUUCUAGCAUUUGCUCCUUGUAAAAAAAAGAAACAUAAACAAAACGGUGAUCAUUCAAGAGUGAAAGUAGUUUGUUCUGUGAAAUUUAAGUGAAACUCUUUGCCAACGCUAUAGAACGUGCCUAACUAGUGAAGUGAAGUGUGGGAGCUAGAGUAGCAAACAACUAAUGUGAAAUUAAUCAAUAUUUACAGCACUUUUCUUUUCUGCGUUGAAUUUGUUUCGGAAAGCGUACAAGCAUAUGAUGGUCAGUGCACGUGGGGCGCGCACGUGGCUAUGUUAUAGGUAAAAGUGAAGAACAUGCUAGCUAAAUCAUAGGCAAUGAAAAAGACUCGUUUGUUGAUCUUAUAUGCUCUUGUUGUAAUUAUAAUACUUAUGUAAGGCCUUUGCAAUAAAAAAGAACUAGAAUUUGUCUAAAAAUGUUGACGACC
Molecule: messenger RNA, 2596 nt
Organism: Anopheles merus
Lineage: Eukaryota; Metazoa; Arthropoda; Insecta; Diptera; Culicidae
Gene: Lnpk
Product: endoplasmic reticulum junction formation protein lunapark-B
Exons: 6
Coding region: 505-1800 (431 amino acids)
Biological process (GO): endoplasmic reticulum tubular network organization
Cellular component (GO): endoplasmic reticulum tubular network
Source: RefSeq, a predicted model, not a curated record